Molecule: messenger RNA, 3230 nt
Organism: Panthera uncia (snow leopard)
Lineage: Eukaryota; Metazoa; Chordata; Mammalia; Carnivora; Felidae
Gene: IRF2BPL
Product: interferon regulatory factor 2 binding protein like
Exons: 1
Coding region: 3-2372 (789 amino acids)
Biological process (GO): regulation of transcription by RNA polymerase II
Cellular component (GO): nucleus
Molecular function (GO): transcription corepressor activity
Source: RefSeq, a predicted model, not a curated record
UCAUGUCGGCGGCGCAGGUGUCCUCGUCCCGGAGACAAUCUUGCUACCUGUGCGACCUGCCCCGCAUGCCCUGGGCCAUGAUCUGGGACUUCUCGGAACCCGUAUGCCGCGGUUGCGUCAACUACGAGGGCGCCGAUCGCAUCGAGUUCGUGAUCGAGACCGCGCGCCAGCUGAAGCGGGCGCACGGCUGCUUUCAGGACGGCCGCUCCCCCGGGCCGCCGCCGCCCGUCGGGGUCAAGACGGUGGCCCUGUCGGCUAAAGAGGCGGCGGCGGCGGCAGCGGCGGCAGCUGCCGCCGCACAGCAACAGCAGCAGCAGCAACAGCAGCAGCAACAGCAGCAGCAGCAGCAACAGCAACAACAGCUCAACCACGUCGAUGGUUCCAGCAAGCCUGCGGUGCUGGCGGCCCCGUCCGGCCUGGAGCGCUAUGGCCUGAGCGCUGCCGCCGCCGCCGCCGCUGCCGCCGCCGCCGCGGUGGAGCAGCGCAGCCGCUUCGAGUAUCCUCCACCGCCGGUGAGCCUGGGAAGCAGCAGCCACGCCGCGCGGCUGCCCAACGGCCUGGGGGGCCCAAAUGGUUUCCCCAAGCCAACACCGGAGGAGGGACCCCCAGAGCUGAACCGCCAGAGCCCCAACUCCUCUUCAGCCGCGGCGUCGGUGGCGUCUCGGCGCGGGACGCACGGUGGGCUAGUGACGGGGCUGCCCAACCCGGGGGGCGGUGGAGGCCCCCAGCUCACGGUGCCCCCCAACCUGCUGCCGCAGACGCUGCUUAAUGGCCCGGCCAGUGCCGCCGUGCUGCCCCCACCGCCGCCGCACGGCCUGGGCAGCCGUGGGCCCCCGACGCCCGCGCCCCCAGGGGCGCCCGGGGGCCCCGCUUGUCUGGGGGGCGCCCCAGGCGUAUCAGCCGCGUCGUCCUCAGCGUCGUCUUCCACCUCGUCGUCAGUGGCCGAGGUGGGUGUAGGUGCUGGCGGCAAAAGGCCCGGCUCGGUAUCGAGUACAGACCAGGAGCGCGAGCUGAAGGAGAAGCAGCGGAACGCCGAGGCCCUGGCUGAGCUGAGCGAGAGCCUGCGCAACCGCGCGGAGGAGUGGGCCAACAAGCCUAAGAUGGUCCGCGACACGCUGCUCACGCUGGCUGGCUGUACGCCCUACGAGGUGCGUUUCAAGAAGGACCACUCUCUGCUGGGCCGCGUCUUUGCCUUCGAUGCUGUCUCCAAGCCGGGCAUGGACUACGAGUUGAAGCUGUUCAUCGAGUACCCCACGGGCUCAGGCAACGUGUACUCCAGCGCAUCUGGUGUGGCCAAGCAGAUGUACCAGGACUGUAUGAAGGACUUCGGCCGGGGUCUCUCCUCCGGCUUCAAGUAUCUGGAGUACGAAAAAAAGCACGGCUCCGGGGACUGGCGCCUACUUGGAGACCUGCUGCCUGAGGCCGUGCGCUUCUUCAAGGAGGGCGUGCCCGGCGCCGACAUGCUGCCCCAGCCCUACCUGGACGCCAGCUGCCCCAUGCUGCCCACGGCGCUGGUGAGUCUAAGCCGCGCCCCCAGCGCGCCCCCGGGCACCGGGGCCCUGCCGCCUGCCGCCCCUUCGGGUCGGGGCACAGCUGCCAGUCUUCGCAAGAGGAAGGCGUCCCCUGAGCCCCCGGAUUCCGCCGAGGGCGCCCUGAAGCUGGGCGAGGAGCAGCAGAGGCAGCAGUGGAUGGCGAACCAGAGCGAGGCACUAAAGCUCACCAUGACGGCCGGGGGCUUUGCGGCGCCCGGGCAUGCCGCCGGAGGGCCGCCCCCACCGCCUCCGCCCCUGGGACCCCAUUCCAACCGGACCACCCCGCCCGAGUCAGCCCCCCAGAACGGCCCUUCCCCCAUGGCCGCCCUCAUGUCGGUGGCAGACACUCUGGGCACUGCGCACUCGCCCAAGGACGGCAGCUCCGUGCACUCCACCACUGCGUCCGCGCGGCGCAACAGCAGCAGCCCGGUGUCACCGGCCUCGGUGCCCGGGCAGCGCCGCUUGGCAUCACGGAACGGGGACCUGAAUUUACAGGUGGCGCCCCCGCCUCCUAGCACCCACCCGGGCAUGGACCAAGUGCACCCCCAAAACAUUCCGGAUUCCCCUAUGGCCAACAGCGGGCCCCUCUGCUGUACCAUUUGCCACGAACGUUUGGAGGACACGCAUUUCGUUCAGUGCCCAUCCGUCCCCAGCCACAAAUUCUGUUUCCCUUGCUCUAGAGAGAGUAUCAAGGCCCAGGGGGCCACCGGCGAGGUGUACUGCCCCAGCGGAGAGAAAUGCCCCCUGGUUGGGUCGAAUGUACCUUGGGCCUUCAUGCAGGGUGAAAUCGCGACGAUCUUAGCUGGAGAUGUUAAAGUGAAAAAGGAGAGAGACCCUUGAACCACAAGACAGCCACCUCCUUUGCCCCUGACCGGCUCCUCUCCGAUCCAGAGGGCCCCUCCCCCACCCCCCUCCCCCCUCCCUUCCCUCACCCCCAAGAUGUAGAAUUGUGAAUAUAACAAACUGCAAAAAGUUAGUCUUAUGUAUAGACAUUAUUUUCGUCGUAUGUUUCUAUAUUUUGAAACAAAAGGUAUGUAACUUCUUCAUUUGAAGGAUAAGCUGGUUUGUGUUAAGCAGUAUAAUAUUGGUUGGGUCAUUUGCAUCAUUUCGUUAGCAUUUAUUUGGUGGCAGAGUGUUUGCCUAGGUACCGAAUUAAUAGCCCUUAGCAACGACUGCUGCUGGUGUGUAUUUUUGUAAAUGUUAUGCACUCUCUGAAAGGAAAAAAAAAACACAAAAGAAAAUGACUUUUUGUUUUGUUUUGCCAAGGCCAGUGUUUCUGCCUUAAAAAAAAAAAGAAACAAAAAAAAAGCUAUAAAAUGGUGAAAGCUUCUUUCUAAACAGCCCCAAGUGUUGAAGUCUUCACUUUAUUUUGUUGGUUUUGUUCCGUUUUGUUUUGUUACUCUGUUUUGUUUGCAAAAUGGUAAGGGGGAGGUGUUGGGGGGGGAUGGGGUGUUUUUUGUUCCAAGUUUGUGAGGGAAAAUGUUUUGGUUUGUUUCUACUGACCUGGAUGUGUUGGAUCUUCACGUGUUGUUUUGUUUUUGUUUUAUUGAUGCACGGAUGCUUUUGAACAGUAGAGCGAAAUGCUAGACAUGGGGAGUCUGCUCUGUUUGUCCUUUAUACAUUUCUGUAGUUAACAGAACACUGUAAUGUGCCUUGGAGCUUAGUAACUUGUAAUAAAUUCAAUUGAUAUUAAUUCUG